CUGCGUACAUAUGCACUGUAUACUCCGUUCACUCCUUGUACGGAAAAAAUAUUUUUUCCCCGUUGAAUUACGGAAGAAAAUACAGUACUCUUGAAAAAAAAAAAGAGAAAAGAAAAGAAAAGGAAUACACGAAUGGCUGCGCAUAACGGCACUGUAACAAACUUAACUAACUGACUGAUGAUUUUUAAUUAAUUAGAAUAAUAAUAAUUAAACUAAAGUGCCAUGCACUCUCACUAUAUAUAGCCCUCCGAUCCAUUUAUCACCAACACAAUUCGCUAUUCUACUAAGUUCUACCCGCCUAAAAGAUCCCGUCUCUUGUUUUCACUGCGUUGAUCGAUCAGCCCCGCCGCCAUGUCCACCUCAUCCUCCCUCUCCCUCCCUGCCGCCGCUUCUUCUCCUUCCCCACCGGCCGCCGCUGCAGCUUCCUCUCCGGCGAAAGAGUCGCGUGCCUCUUCGCCAUCACCACCCGCCGCCGCGGCCAUCAAGGAAGCUUCCUCCCCGACCAAGGAUUCGCCACCUUCAUCCCCUUCACCAACCGCCAAGCCAGCUUCUUUGCCUUCACCAGCCGAAACCGCUGCCUCCACAGCUGCCGCCAAGGAAGUUUCGAAGGAGCCGCCUGCACCACCCGCCGCAGCCACCUCCUCCAGCGCUUCUUCUCCGCCGGCGCCGCCCAAGGCUGCUGUUGCUCCCAGUGGCGGACCUAGGAUUGUUGGAGAGGUGUGUCGCCGCUAACAUAGAAUAAUAAUUAAAUAAAAAAAUUAAGUAGAAAUUAAAAUAAAUUAAUUUAUGAAGUUCACAAUGUCAUUUUACAACGAAUCACGACGACUUUUCAUCUGCUAAAAUGUCUCUAAAAUACAUUCAUCACUUAUACUGCAAAGCAAAUGUUUUUCAAUAUACACAACUUAAUCAU
Molecule: messenger RNA, 910 nt
Organism: Linum trigynum
Lineage: Eukaryota; Viridiplantae; Streptophyta; Magnoliopsida; Malpighiales; Linaceae
Source: the annotation of a GenBank genome assembly